AUGUGCUUAACGGAGUUGCGCUACGUUGACGAAGUAGAGAACGACGAGGAGGGUAUCGCAGAGGAAGCACUGAACGAUGAGCGAAUAUCGGAAACGCCGCGUCCGGCAACCUCGCUGAGGAAAACGGCCGUUUCUACCUCAGACAUGCCAUCUCAAAUCGUUCGACCGAGGACGCGAACUGGCCGGCCUUUGACUGGAGUCACCAGACCAGGAACGGAAAUGAGCCAAGGCGAUUUGCUGGAAAGAGUCAUAAGAAGUGCACGGACCGCCACUACCGCUCGCCCGGUCACCUCUGUGACCGGAAGGCACAUGCGGCUAGGAACGUCCGCAAUGAUGUCCGACGCCAGUGGAAGCUACUUGAACAUCUCAAGAUUGAACUUCGCCAAAUACGCUGAGCAUCCUACUUUAUCCAAGGUGCUCUUCGAAUACAUAUUCUACCAUGAAAAUGACGUCAGAAAU
Messenger RNA from Soboliphyme baturini, 459 nucleotides. Lineage: Eukaryota; Metazoa; Nematoda; Enoplea; Dioctophymatida; Soboliphymatidae. The record is from the annotation of a GenBank genome assembly.